This is a messenger RNA of Emiliania huxleyi CCMP1516, 1305 nucleotides long. Its product is annotated as protein phosphatase. The transcript has 2 exons. The record is from RefSeq and is a predicted model, not a curated record. The coding region runs from base 1 to 1305 and encodes 434 amino acids. NCBI's taxonomy places the organism in Eukaryota, Haptophyta, Isochrysidales, Noelaerhabdaceae.
AUGCUCUUGCUAUUCCGGCUCGAUGCCGCGGCGGUGGUGCUGCCGCACCCUGACAAGGUGGCGACGGGAGGAGAGGACGCUUGGUUUGCGAGAGGAUCUACAUUUGGGGUCUUCGACGGCGUCGGAGGCUGGGCGGAGCAGGGCAUCGAUCCCGGCCUGUUCAGUCGGGCCUUGGCUGUGGAGACUGCGCGCGAGGUCGCCGGGAUCGAGGGCGCCGAAGCCGCCGAGGAAGACCUUGCGCGCGCGCUCGAUACCGCGCGCUCGAGGGUAACAGCGGUCGGGACCUGCACCGCCUGUCUCGUGCAUCUCUCUGCAAGCGGCAGCCUGACGGCGCUCAACCUCGGCGACUCCGGAUUCCGGCUACUACGUCCGUCGCGCGUGUCGCCGCCGCACCGCCUGGCCGUCACGCUCCGCUCGCGCGAGCAACAGCACCGCUUCAACUGCCCUUUCCAGCUCGGAGUCGGGUCGGGCGAUUCCGCUGCCGACGGCGCUGUUUACUCCGGGGUCGUAAGGGCCGGCGACCUGCUGCUGCUCGUGACGGACGGCGUGACCGACAAUCUGAGCGAGCGGCAAAUCUGCGAGGCGCUCGCGGGUCCGCUCGCGCGCGGCGAGCCUGCGAGGUCUCUCGCCGCCGCCCUCGCGGCGUCGGCUCACGAGGCGAGCCUGCAGCCGGGGAGGAGCUCACCCUUCGCGGCCGCCGCGCAGAAUGCCGGCCUGUCGCACAGCGGCGGCAAGCCAGAUGACGUGACCGUCCUCUGCCGAAACAUCGUCUCGGUCGCGACCAAGUACGACCUCUUCCUCCUCCUCUCCUUCGGCGCCAUCCUCGUCUCCUACGCGCUCACGCUCUGGAUGAUGCAGCUGCAACACUGCGAGAGGCAGAAGCAGCUCUGCCAGCGCCUCUACUACUCCACGCGCCACACGGCCAGCACCGUCUCUCUCUUCCUCUACCUGCUGCUGACGUGGAUGUGCGGCCCGCGCGACGGACAGGUCCUCUUCACCACCUUUGUCUUCACCGGCGCGUUCUGCGCACUCGUCGCACUUGGAAACCGCUGCGGCGUCGCCGGCCGCAUCUGCGCGCGCCUCGACGCCAGCGUCGACCCCCCGAGCGACCCUGCCCCUCGGCCGCACGGCCCCACCGCAAAGAGCCGCGAGCUCGCCAACCUGCUCAGGCGCUCCAAGGCGAGAGGGCGGCCCGCAGGCGGCCCGGCAGCUGGGCCGGGGGCGGGGGCGCGUGGCGAGCCCCUCCGCCUCGCGACGAGGGCCCCGCCGGUGGUGGACCCCGCCCCCUCCUUCGCGCUCUACUGA